GUCUUGCAAAGAAAGAAGAAGAGUUUCAUUCAAAGGGUUCGUACUGAGAGACGGCUUCCCCUUAUUCGUACGACCCUUCAUUUUCUUCCAUCUUACCCACUGCCUGCCAUGAGAGUAUCAUUCAAGAAAUCGUCACCGCUCAUACCCAUCGAUGGGUUUUUGAUUCUAGGGAGAUAAAGCGAACAAGGCGUAGGUGGGUAGACCUCCAAAUUAGAACCCCAGAGGUCAGGUAACUUCCUUUCCCUUGUAUAUUUUAGUUGUCUACUCCUGCUGUGAUCCUUACAGUCAAUCGACGUUUAUUAACGAUCGGUGAUGUUAUAAUAGGUUUUGAGAUUUUUAGUGUUGCUUAUUUUGAAGCUUUGUAUUAUUGAACUGUUUGUAUCUGGGAAACCCCUCUCUAAUUCCGACCUUUUAUUCCCCUGUUUUGGUAAUUUCCGGCUGCCGCCUGAGCUAGGGGAACUCCGGAAAUAUCUUUUGAAUUGAAAGAAGAACAAUCCCAAUUAGUUUCUGGUUCCCUAUUUAGUUUUGGUCAAUUUCAUGGCGCUUUGGAAUUUAUUUGUUUUGUCUUUCGCGUACUGAACAAUUCAACUCUUUGAAAGGUGUAAAGUGGACUUUCUUCCUUAUAUUCUAGUUAACUCCACUCCUCUGGAUCAACGUGAGCCACCGCGUCUUGAGGCUUGUUACGUCAAUUAGGUUGUUGGCUGGGAAACGUCGAGUUCUCUUAUCACCAAAAUCCCAGAUUGUCUGAUAUUUCAAUUGCUCUGUUAUUUGCAGAGAUUGGUCUGUAGGAGGGAUUUAUCGAUCUGGUGAGGGUCUGUUAUUGGCAAGUAUAGAAGCAGCUUGGGAGGGCUUGGCCAAAAUCGGAUAUGGCAACACAAGGACAGGUGGCAAUGGACCCUGCAGUGCUAGACGAUUUAAUUAAACGUCUCACAGAGGUCCGAUCAGCCAGACCUGGCAAGCGGGUCCAGCUCUCCGAGGCUGAGAUUAAGCAGCUCUGUCUCGCCUCCCGCGAGGUCUUCCUUCAGCAGCCCAAUUUGCUCGAGCUAGAGGCCCCCAUCAAGAUUUGCGGUGACAUUCAUGGGCAAUACAGUGAUUUGUUGAGGCUUUUCGAGUAUGGUGGUUUUCCACCUGAGGCCAACUAUUUAUUCUUGGGAGACUAUGUUGAUCGUGGCAAGCAGAGCUUGGAGACUAUAUGCCUCUUGCUUGCCUACAAGAUUAAAUUCCCGGAGAACUUUUUCCUCCUAAGAGGAAAUCAUGAAUGUGCUUCUAUAAAUCGCAUUUAUGGAUUCUAUGAUGAAUGCAAGAGGCGGUUCAAUGUGCGGCUUUGGAAAUCGUUCACCGACUCUUUUAAUUGCCUUCCUGUCGCAGCUCUCAUAGAUGACAAAAUAUUAUGCAUGCAUGGUGGUCUUUCCCCGGAUUUGACACAUUUAGAUCAAAUCAGAAACUUGCCUCGCCCAACUGCUCUUCCAGACACUGGUUUGCUGUGUGAUUUGUUAUGGUCAGAUCCUGGUAGAGAUGUUAAAGGGUGGGGAAUGAAUGAUCGUGGAGUUUCAUAUACCUUCGGCCCUGAUAAGGUAUCUGAGUUCUUGAACAAGCACGAUUUGGACCUUGUCUGCCGUGCACAUCAGGUUGUGGAGGAUGGAUAUGAGUUUUUUGCUGAUAGGCAACUUGUGACCAUAUUCUCAGCUCCCAAUUAUUGUGGCGAAUUCGAUAAUGCUGGUGCUAUGAUGAGUGUCGAUGAGGACCUGAUGUGCUCCUUUCAGAUUUUGAAACCUGCAGAAAAAAAUGCAAAUGCUAAGUUCAUGAUGUCAAACAAAAUGUGACGGUGGGCUGAAACUUGAACCACGUAAUCCUGAGUUGAGGUCAGCUAUACACUCUAAUCUAUUCCAUUAGUUUCAUCUAAUUAUUUAUAUAUUGUCCUUGUUUACCGUUGAGUCGUGGCGUUCUUUCCUUUUUGCACUGAUAUAUGCGGUUUGUUUCCCGUGUGCCUACAAGUGGUGAUAGUUGUAUUCCCCUGUCUGGUACAUUCAUGGAAUUGCUUAUAAUUUAUUUUAUUUGCACUCCAUGCUAUUUUUCAAUUCGAAUGGAAAUAUGGAGAUUUUGAAUAACUGUUUUCUUAUGUUCUCUUCAACAUAUAUAUAUUACUAUUAAAUGGGUUGAUUUCAGAACUCUUACUUGGAAGAUGUGAUUAUCCCCUUUCUUUUCGUUUCAAUUGUGGUUUAUUCCGUGUUCUACUCAUCAGUAUGACGAAGACAACGGUGUGGACUGUUUAUAUCCCAAUUUAGAGCACAUUGAUAGAAUAAUUUGGUCUAAGAGUCACUUUUUCAGAAAUGGAGCAGAUUUCCCUGAUCAGUCUCGAGACACACCAAACCAGAAACUUGUUUGGGCCUGCCACACUUAGUAGGUGAUGUUAUGAGUGUAGGAUGCCAAUGCAGACCGUGUACUAACAUAUUUGUAAAGGACUUAAUCGCGUAUUUGUCCCAUUCCAUUCUGAGCUCAUCCAACUGACAACUUCACAAACAGUGUGUGCACCAUUAGGUAGCAACUUAGCGUUGAAGUGAGUUGGUUGUUUACAUGAGUUGACGAGAUUCAGUUGGUAUUUGUUUCCCUAACUGGCUGUCAUGCAUCUUCUGUAACACCGAAUCCAACACUAACAAUGUCCCUGGAAAACACUAGUAUGCACUUCUCUAGAGCAGUCAAGGUGCCCGUCAGUGCGCCUUUGGGUUUCAUGCGAGAACUUGUUACUGCUUCCUCAGCAGCCUUGCCUUAUUUCUCAAUGUCUCAACUUUGCAGGGUGGGGGUACCAGUUGAAAUUUAAAUGGGCUGUACGUACUACGGAUCGGUCCCAACCAGACCAAUGCAGCUGUGUGGGUAGGAGCAGUCCUUUUAGACUCUCUCUCUCGUCUUUCUUCUUGGCAGUGUUAUAUUACUCGACGAUGCAUCUGUACAUAUUUCUCUCCGGGCCGAAAUUGAAAUCGAUAUUUUUUGCUGUACACGAGGGGUUAUGUCUGCUGUCCCAGGCUGGGCACCUAUGAAGUUGUCUAAUUUCUGAUAAUUUGCAUUUAGAACUUGUGACUUUUGUGUUGUUUCUACGCUGGUUGGCGUUUGGCAACUUAUCUUGUCCAGCACAAGGAUGGAUAUUUGUUGAGCUAGCAGUAAACUGUUUUAUUGCAGUCGCCCUCUAGCAGCUUCUCACUUGCGUAGGUAACCCCGACGGGCGCUAUUCCGAUCUGUUUUCUAAGUUUGUUUUCCGAUUAGCGUUAUUGUAGUAAAACAUGGCAUUGUUUUCUAGUGCCCACAAGUGUCAAGUGGUAUCAAUCUUGAGUGGGGAUGGUUUUGUUGCUUUUCAAUUGGUGGACUAAAACAAGUGGACUUUC
Molecule: messenger RNA, 3377 nt
Organism: Linum trigynum
Lineage: Eukaryota; Viridiplantae; Streptophyta; Magnoliopsida; Malpighiales; Linaceae
Source: the annotation of a GenBank genome assembly